This is a messenger RNA of Cladophialophora psammophila CBS 110553, 1572 nucleotides long. RefSeq lists its product as uncharacterized. The record is from RefSeq and is a predicted model, not a curated record. Gene Ontology annotation, molecular function: fructokinase activity; D-glucose binding; ATP binding. NCBI's taxonomy places the organism in Eukaryota, Fungi, Ascomycota, Eurotiomycetes, Chaetothyriales, Herpotrichiellaceae. The transcript has a single exon. The coding region runs from base 1 to 1572 and encodes 523 amino acids. Gene Ontology annotation, cellular component: mitochondrion; cytosol. Gene Ontology annotation, biological process: intracellular glucose homeostasis; glycolytic process; glucose 6-phosphate metabolic process.
AUGACCAUCCUCGAUUUCUUCCGCAGAAUCCUGCGCCGACUGGCCGCCAUGAUCCUCUUUCCCUCCGCCUUCAAGACCAUGAAUGUCUCUGUCAAAUCCCCCAACACCGAGGUCACCGUGGUCGAGACCAUGGACAGUCCCCAUUCUCUCGACUCGCUAAAGGACGAAAUCAUGCGUCUCUUCCGAUACCCCUGUACCAUGCGUCGAAUGCUGUCCAUGUCCUCGGCCCUCCGCAUCCAAUACAAGGCCAAACUCCAAGAGAGCGACGCUUGCAUGCUGCCCUCCUAUUGCCACACGUUGCCAACAGGAGAAGAGACGGGCACGUACAUCGCUCUCGACGUGGGUGGCUCAACCUUCCGAGUGGCCUUGAUUGAACUUCGAGGAAGAGAGAACCGACACGGCCCUAUGGUGAUCAAGCACAUGUCCACCAGUAAGAUUGAUGAGCGAAUACGUAAACUUCCUGGAACAGAGUUCUUCGAUUGGAUGGCCAGCAGGAUACGUGCUAUGCUGGAAGAAGAGAAGGGAGCGUGGUCCCCCGACCAGACUUUACCUCUGGGGCUGGCAUGGAGUUUCCCAAUCGAGCAGACCAGUCACCGGGGUGGCAAGGUCCAAGGCAUGGGCAAAGGAUUUGCUUGUCAUGAAGAUACAAUCGGUAUGGAUCUAGGAGAACUUAUCGAGGCCGCCUGCGCCAGGACGAAUUUAAGGGUCCGCGUCGACGCCAUUGUCAAUGAUUCUUCAGCGACCCUUCUCUCUCAAGCCUAUUUGGACCCCGCCACAUCCAUGGGGCUAAUCUUGGGAACUGGGACAAACGCCGCCGCAUAUCUGCCAACGGCCUGCAUGGGGAUGUCCAAGUUUGGAGACCGCGAUCCUUCAUGGUUCGACGAAGCCGAGCGGGUGAUCACGAACACAGAGGUGUCGAUGUUCGGGAAGUCGAUUCUCCCCGAGACACGGUGGGAUGAAGUUCUAAACCGUCAGCACGAUAGGCCGGACUUUCAGCCCCUCGAGUAUAUGACUACCGGUCGCUACCUGGGAGAGCUGUUGAGAUUGAUCAUAAUCGAAGGAGUUGCCACUGGAGAGCUAUUCAACGGCGUCGUGCCCGACGCGCUACGGGAGCGCUAUUCUUUGGACACCGAAAUCAUGGCCAAGUUAGAGCUGGACACGACGAAGAGCAUGAGAAGUUCCAUCUCUAUGAUCAAGAAGGCUUUUGGGUUGAAAAAGAGUCCGACGACGAAAGAGGUCUCGUUCCUCCGAGAAGCGGCUGAGUCAAUCUCGUAUCGAGCGUCUGCCUACAUCGCCGUUGCCGUCCAUGCUCUCUGGGCGUUACAGAAGGACACCGACGUGAACCCCACCACACCGAACGGAACUCCCAAAACAUCGAUUGCGUGCAACGGGAGUGUCAUCCUCAAGUAUCCCGGCUUCAAAGAUCGAUGUGAGGGUUUCAUCAGACAAAUGAUCUCCACCGGAUCAUCAGCUGGAGGCCCCUUCGGUGCUGAAAAGGUCGUCCUGGAACCGACUCACGAAGCCGCCGUCUUCGGCGCCGCUGUUGCGGUAGCUCUAGCCGACGCGCCCUGA